Molecule: messenger RNA, 1151 nt
Organism: Peromyscus californicus insignis
Lineage: Eukaryota; Metazoa; Chordata; Mammalia; Rodentia; Cricetidae
Gene: Ctxn1
Product: cortexin 1
Exons: 2
Coding region: 173-421 (82 amino acids)
Source: RefSeq, a predicted model, not a curated record
ACCGCUCCAGGGGCGGGUGGGGUGGGCUGAGCCGGGGCCGCCACAGCCUCCGCCACUACCGCCGCCACCCCAGGAAGACCAGAGCAGAGCGGCGCACGAGUCCCGGGAGAGAGAGGGGCUGCGGGGCGGCCGGUCCCCGUCUAGGACCAAGGGGCGCGCGGCGAUGUGAGCUAUGAGUGCGGCGUGGACACUGUCACCGGAGCCGCUGCCGCCAUCGACGGGGCCCCCGGUGGGCGCGGGCCUGGACGUCGAGCAACGCACGGUGUUCGCCUUCGUGCUCUGCCUGCUCGUGGUGUUGGUCCUGUUGAUGGUGCGCUGUGUGCGCAUACUGCUAGACCCCUAUAGCCGCAUGCCCGCCUCGUCCUGGACCGACCACAAGGAGGCGCUCGAACGAGGGCAGUUCGACUACGCGUUGGUGUGAGGGGGCACGGGGUCCCGGGCCGGUCCUCCGAUCCCGAGAGGGCCGGCCCGGUGGAGGAAUGCCACAAGCCUGGACUGCACUCAGUAUUGUACCCCAGAUGCCCUAGCCCGAAGUUGAAGGCGCUCGGAGAAAUCCAGUCCUUACCCCCUUAGCCGCCCAUCUCCCUUCCUGGCCGGGCCAGAACCCCACCUGGUGCCUUUAUCUGCCCUGUCCCCGUCUCCCUGCCCACUCAUCCUCACUGCUGUUCCCUGAACUCUGUUUCCCUAGUGGGCGAAUCAUCCCGCACCAACUUCAACCCUCCCCAGCUACCAGGCAUGAGUGUUACAUCCUUUCCUGGGAGUGCGGACUCCUCUAUCCCCGUCUUCUUUCCCCUACUGUGAUCAUCACCAAUUUCAAGGCGCUUCUUGAGUUCUGGCCCUGGCAGGCAGGCUCUCUUCAGUUCACUGUGGACGCUGCCUACCUACAAUGCAUGGUACAGCCUGCCCCAGAGACAGACCCGAAACCCCACCACGGCUGCUGCUGUGUAGAGAAUGUCUGCACUCUAUGCAGGAGGAGUACACGCAGGCCUAUCCCCUUCCCAGCCCCAGCCCCAGCCCCAGCCCAGGUUAGAGUGCCUUUCCUCUUCUCCAUGUCCCCACAGCCUUCCCUUGCCUUUUCACUCCUCCCUGCUUCUGAACGAUGGAGAUGAUAAUAAAAGCUAAUAUUGAGCGCUUACUGCAUGCCAAGCAGA